AUGAACCCGCAGGGCCAGCCUGUGCAGGGGCAGCCGAACGCGAUGGCUGCCCAACAAGGUUCCGUAGGCCAUCCAGCUGCGGCUACUCAGCGAUCAAUGUACCGACCGGAGAUGAUGCGAAACCUUCCUAUCCUCAAUGAGGACGAAAAGAACAAAUACGAGCGUGGCCUUAGGGCGCUGUGGACUACCAUGGAAGGCAACCCCGAGGAUUCGGCGCAGCAUCAAGACGCGAAAAAGAAGAUUCAAGACUUCACCAAGAUGCUUAUGGGGAAGCUGCAGGCGCGUCGGUUGCAGCAGCAGCAGCAGCAGCAGCAGCUCCAACAGCAACAACUUCAACAGCAGCAAAAUCCACAGCAACAAAGUCAACAGCAACAAAGUCAACAGGCUCAGCAAAAUCAACCGCCUCAGCCAAAUCAACAGCCUCAGCCAAAUCAACAGCCUCAGCAAAACCAACAACCUCAGCAAAAUCCACAGGCCCAGCAAAGUGUGCAACAGAACCAACCUCCCUCCCAGCCACAGACCAACGUGGUCCCCGCACAGCCCGCUGCUUCUGACACCGCCUCUGGCCCUCAAGAACCCGCAGUUAAGACGGAAAUGGCAGGGGGCAAUUCGUCGUCGAAGCCUGCUGGUCCUCCCGGCACCGCGAGCGAGCCGCCGUCGGCUCCAGGUCUCGCAUCCGCAAAUCCAACCAUGCCACAGCAACCGGCCCCUCAGCCCUCUCAGCAGCCGACAAACUCCAUUCCUGAGCAUAUUCUGAACCAUGUACGAUCCAUGACCUUCAAUCCCCCGGUUCAGAUCGCCGAGAAGGGCCAAGAGGCUGCCUCAAAGUGGACCAACGAAAUGCGGCACCGCUACGUCCGCUCGCUGAUGCAGAUGGAGCAUGCCGGGACUCAAAUCCGAAAGAUCAAUAGCGCCAUCAAAGAUCGUCAAGAGAAAGGAAACCCACCAAGUCCCGAGGAGAUGAAGCAGCUUCAGAUCAGAAGAGAUCACAAUCAGAAGCUGUAUCACGAUGCCCAGCAGUUCGUCCACAGCUUCAGAAAAGCCCAGGAAAUUACUAAGGCCAGUGCACAAAACGCGGCGGGAGCCGCUCGACCUCCCCAGCAGAAUAGCACGGGGGCGGCUGGGCCUGGUUUGCAGCCUGCCCCAACCGCCGGCCAGGGUAAUUUACCCCAAACUGGUAGUCACCCACCGGGCCCUGGGGUGCAGAACGUACAGAACGUGCAGAACCAGCAGGCGCCUGGCAAUGCCGAGGCCGCAAAAGGUCAGCAGGCAGGGCCGCCAAUACAAGCCCGGGGCGCAAACGGCGCCCCGAUGCAGCAACCGCAAGCACAACCUCAGGUAAUGGGACAGCAGGCAUCAGUCGUGACCACACAGCCAACGGCUGCCGGACUAUCACAACCUGCCGUCCCUUCCACCCAACCCCACCAAGCAGCAAAUACCCCUGCGGCCCCCGUCGCGGCAGCACCUUCAUCGACGCCUGCGCAGCAAGGUUCCACCCGGAUUCAGACGCCGCAAACCGGAAUCCCGGGCGCCAGUGGCCAAGCACUCACCCACUCGGCUGCCGUCUCCCGAGCAAACCAACGCGUCAAUCCACAGUCUUCUACAAACCUGCCAGGCCAGGCAGGUAUGGGCACACCUGGUACAUCUGGCGUAUCCGGUUCUAUUGGCCAGGGAGUUAUGGGCUCCGGUGCUGUCAGCAGCAACAGCUCUCAACAAGGCCAUCCCCACCUCCACCCGGCUCAGCCUUCGCAGCAACCACAACCCUUACAUCCCAAACUUCCAAUCCCCAAGCAGCUGCACGAGAAAGCCACCCAACCUCCACAGCCAGUCAACAUAACCGGCGGCGCGGGAGCUGGUCGACCCACUUACACCGGCGGAAACGGCAUCGCAGGGGGUGUUAUGGGCCAAGCCGCGAUGCAGAAGAUUCCGGUCUACUCACAUGAGGCGGAGGGCGACCAUGUUCUGAGCAAGAAGAAGCUCGACGAGCUCGUUCGUCAAGUAUGCGGUGGUACAGCUGAGGGACAGGAAGGCAAUUUACUAAGUCCUGAAGUCGAAGAGAGCGUUCUUACCAUGGCGGACAGCUUCGUUGACAACGUUCUUAAUGCUGCCUGUCGCCUUGCGAAGGAACGGGGCUCUAAGGUGCUGGAGAUCCGCGACAUUCAACUCGUGCUUGAGCGCACGUACAACAUCCGCGUGCCGGGCUACUCCUCGGACGAGCUACGUACCGUGCGGAAGGUACAACCGGCGCCUGCGUGGAUUACCAAGAUGAGCGCCAUCCAGGCUGCGAAGGUCACUUCUGGUAAGACCGAAUAG
This is a messenger RNA of Sodiomyces alkalinus F11, 2313 nucleotides long. RefSeq lists its product as hypothetical. Gene Ontology annotation, molecular function: protein heterodimerization activity; TBP-class protein binding; DNA binding. Lineage: Eukaryota; Fungi; Ascomycota; Sordariomycetes; Glomerellales; Plectosphaerellaceae. The transcript is spliced from 2 exons. Bases 1 to 2313 code for a protein of 770 amino acids. Gene Ontology annotation, biological process: RNA polymerase II preinitiation complex assembly; DNA-templated transcription initiation. Gene Ontology annotation, cellular component: transcription factor TFIID complex; SAGA complex; SLIK (SAGA-like) complex. The record is from RefSeq and is a predicted model, not a curated record.